Messenger RNA from Apodemus sylvaticus (European woodmouse), 5022 nucleotides. It is a transcript of the gene Abraxas1, whose product is annotated as abraxas 1, BRCA1 A complex subunit. The record is from RefSeq and is a predicted model, not a curated record. Gene Ontology annotation, biological process: mitotic spindle assembly; protein K63-linked deubiquitination; attachment of spindle microtubules to kinetochore. Gene Ontology annotation, molecular function: polyubiquitin modification-dependent protein binding; microtubule binding. NCBI's taxonomy places the organism in Eukaryota, Metazoa, Chordata, Mammalia, Rodentia, Muridae. Bases 320 to 1435 code for a protein of 371 amino acids. The transcript has 9 exons. Gene Ontology annotation, cellular component: nucleus.
CGGGCGCGGCUGCCGACUCCGCCGUCCCUACCCGCGGUCCCGGCUCGCCCCGCGGGUUCGCGGACCAGGGCGCCUUCCCCUGCUCUCAUCCGGGCUCUAUCUGCUCACGCUUGGACGUGAAGUCCGUCCGGCUCGGCGGGGAAAGUCGGGCCGCUUUCCUGCCUCGCUACCCUGCUAUGCGCGGGAUCCCGGCGUCGGUUCCUACCCGCAAUGAGCGUGCAUCGCCAGAAUCCGGAGGACGACCCCGCUGCCAGCCGCAGGGGGUUGGCCAGUUCUAGGGCUAACCUGGCAUGAGGCAGAAGGCUUUCUCCUCGGCGAAAUGAAAGGUGAAGCCAAGAAUAGCAUUACUGAUUCACAGAUGGACAGUGUCAAAGUUGUUUAUACAAUUGACAUUCAGAAAUACAUUCCAUGCUACCGGCUUUUUAGCUUUUAUAAUUCUUCAGGUGACGUAAACGAACCGGCACUGAAGAAAAUUCUUUCAAAUGUCAAAAAGACUGUGGUGGGUUGGUACAAGUUCCGUCGUCACUCGGAUCAGAUGAUGACAUUUAGAGAGCAGCUGCUCCACAGAAACUUACAGACGCAUCUUUCGAGCCCAGAGCUUGUUUUUCUGUUGCUAACACCAAGUAUGGCAACAGAGAGUUGCUCCACUCACUGCCUGGAACAUGCCUUGUAUAAGCCUCAAAGCGGGCUUUUUCACAGGGUGCCUUUGGUGGUUACCAAUCUGGGAAUGUCUGAUCAGCUCGGCUAUAAGACAGAGUCUGCUUCCUGCACGUCCGCUGUCUUCAGUAGAGCUGUGAAGAUACACAGUUCUCAAUUUUUUAAUGAAGAUGGAUCAUUAAAGGAAGUGCACAAGAUAAAUGAAAUGUAUGCUGCUAUACAAGAAGAAUUAAAGAGUAUAUGCAAAAAAGUUGAACAAAGUGAACGAGAAGUGGAGAAACUAUUGAUGGAUGUAAACCGAUUAAAAGAAGUUAGGAAAAAACAGCAAGCACAGGCUAAAGGAGCAGGAGAGAAGACUGUCCAGAAGAAUCCCCAGGAGAACAGUCUUCUUUGUCAAGCUUUACGAACGUUUUUUCCAGAAUCUGAAGUUCUUCAUUCUUGUGUUAUAUCUUUGAAAAAUAGACUUAUUUCUCACAGUGGGUGUAACGUUAACCACCAUCUGGAUGUAGUGGAUAAGCUGACCUUAAUGGUAGAGUACGUUUCCAGUCCUGAAGCUAGUCCAGUGCCCGCAGCCCAGCUCAGUAAACGGAAAGCUCUAGACACACAGGACCAGAGGCCGGGGAAGAAACCACGGAUGCCGGAGACGGAACGCAGACCUUCUGCAACAGCAUCCCGCAGCAGGCACCAAGACAAAGCUUCCUCAGGCAGCCCGGAGAUUGACAUAGAGAUGGGGAGCCUGGAAGACGACGCUGGCUAUCCUCGCUCUCCCACAUUUUGAUUCUUUUUAGAUGACAUUUUUACUAGACUGAGGUUUAGGGCACUUGUUUUAUUUUUACUCUUUGCCUCCUGGAGUAAUACAUAGAAAAGUUCAUGUUUUCACUCUGUUCAGCUGUUCAUAAUACAUGGAUAUUUUUACUGUUCAACUGCUUAUAAUAUGUAGGUAAGUUAAUAUUUUAUACAGUAUCUUAAACUUCUUAUUUAUAAAUAAGAAUGUUAUAAAUGCUAUGGAGAGAGAGAGACAGACAGACAGACAGACAGACAGAAAGUAGUUACAUAUCUAAACUUGUGGUGUGGAAAUUGUGAAUGGUAGGCAACUUCUCUACCACUGAGCUAUAGUCCAAAUGUGUUUGGUUGGUUGGUUGGUUUUGGGUUUUUUUGGUUUGGCUUGGGGUUUUUUUGUGGGUUGGGGAAUGCAUUGGACAGGGUCUCUGUGUAGCUCUGGCUAUUCUAAACCUCACAAAUAUCUACCUCCUUUGCCUCUCAUGCUGAGAUUAAAGGUGUGUACCAGCUAAAAUUUUAUUUCAAAACCACAAAACGUUCAGCUCCCUCCACCCCCUAACUGUUGAGGGAAGGACUUAAAUAGAUACAUUCUUUUCAACUAGAACACGCUUCAAGUUGGGAAAAGAGAAACUAGCCGUAUUCACAGCAUGGAAGGAAGCGCAGAUGUGCACAAACCUGGGCCCGGACUUGGGUCAGCGGGCACAGGCAUCUCCUAUCAAGACUGGUAACCUGAGUUUCUGAGAAUCUCACAGUGAAGGAAAGAACCAACUCCCUCAGGCUCUUCUGACUUCCACAUAUAUAUAGACUGUGGCAUAUACAUGAACCCCAUAUAUAAAUGGAGUAAAAAUGUUAAGUUGGUAAAAUCUUAUUUUUAUCUAAGUUUUAAAAUUCUUACUGAAGAGAGCCCAGCAGUUUAGAGUGCUUGAAGCGCUUCCAGAGGACUGGAGUUUGGCCCCAGCACUCACAUUAGGCAACUGUAACUAACCACAGCCUAAACCUCUAGCUCUGGGCAUCCAGUGCCCUCUUGUGCCUGCCAAAGCAUGCCCGCAUGUGCACACUCACACAUACAUGUGCAUGCCACACACAUAAAAGAACUCUGACUUAAAGUGACAACAGCACUUUAAGGUAGACUUACUGGUAUGUAUCUACAAGCACUUCUAUUCUACCAGUUCAGGCUAGAUGACUACUUGAGCUGAGGGAAUCUCAGAAACGGUCCUUGUAGAUGUAUUUGUCUUCUCACCUGUUUUAUGAGGUGUACACUUGGCACCUUCCUGUUUCAGUCAGUGGGUGCUAACACUGAGUGCACACUCUACCCUUGGUCUUCCACUUGUUGCUUCCUAGAGAAACUACAUAAGACACAGAUGGCAGUGACACUUUGGUCGGAGUGUUGCUAUGCACUGCUUAGGUGAGGUCUGAAGCCUGCCCAGGGGAGACUGCAUAUAUUGCUGGGGUGUUUCACUGGUGAUGUAAGUAAACUGGUACUGUGCAGGGCAGGAAAAGGCGGGCCCCAGCUGUCAGCUGAGCCUCCUCACAUCACAGGCCAUUGUGUGCUGUCCUUUCCUUAAGGACACUAUCUAAGGAUAGGCUGGUCCAGGGCUGGCCCAGUAUCAAUCCCAGUGCACAUCUCUGCAAAGAGAACCCUCACAAUCAGGUACAAUAAACAUUUACUAGUUAUUCUCUGGCAUGAGCCAAGUACACACAGUUGUUCUGUUUAAACCUGGGCUAAGUGGUGUACACAUGGAGUCCUAGCACUGACAAUGCAGGGUAAGAGGGUGCCUGGGGCUUGUUAAUCAGCUGGUCUAGCCUAAGUGUACUUUACAAUCAGUUGAGACACAUUGAGGAAGACACCUGAUAUCAACCUCUGGCCUUCAUAAACCCCUGUGCACAUGUGCACAACAAACAAAAAUCAAAAUGACUCCAAGCAAACUUAAUGCCACAGCCAUUCCCGUGGGAUUCAAACACGCUGGCUUUCUAGUACCAUUCACUUAAAACCAUCCCAUUGUAAGAACAAAAUCUGGGCUGGGUUGGAAUUCUAAUAGAAGCCCUCUCCUUCCAUACUCUGUACUAUAUAAGUUGUGACAACCAGGGGAACCACUGUUACCAAAAUGAACAACAUCACAUUACCAUCAAAAGCACUGUCUAGAGAAGACUCACUGGUGUGGAGAGGACUGAUCCACUGAAAGACAUUUCUACUCAAAUUAGUUGGAGUCUGUGCUGACAUAACCACUUACAGGUUUAUUGGCAGGAACUUCACAAAAUUUAUUCUCGGUAUCUAAUGUUACAAACUUUAGGGUCUUUGAGAUAUGCAGGAUCCUUGUAUGUAACCGGCAUAAACCCUGUAAAGAGAUAAUUAAAGUUCUUGAAAAAGACAAUGAGCAAAAUCUUAAAUUGAGUACAACUCAGUCGUGCAGAUGAACUUACCCAUUUUCUGAGCCCUUUUAAUGGCUUUAGUUAUUUCCCUCUGUUUCUUUCCACAAAGUCCUGUGAAAAUAGAAGAGGUGAUUUUACAUGCCAGAGAAUGUUAUUACUACAUUUACAAGUUUUCUUUUUCUUUUUUGUUUUAAGAUUUAUUUUAUAUAUGUGAGUACACUGUUUCUGUCUUCAGAAGCACACCAGAAGAGCGCAUCAUAUCCUAUUACAGAUGGUCGUGAGCCACCAUGUGGUUGCUGGGAAUUGAACUUAGGACCUCUGGUAGCGCAGUCACUGUUCUUAACCACUGAGCCAUCUCUCCGGCCCUACAACAGUUUUCUACGUUGAAGAUGCCAAGUUUUUUCUGUGAAGAGUCAGAAAAGUCCAUCUCACACACUUGACUCUGUUACUGCAACUGAGUAUCGAGUGACAACCAUGUGGCAAAAAACAAACAAAAAACCAAACAACAGUUUGGAUAUAGCUAUCAAGUAAUUUAAAAAUGGAUUUAGUUUUAUUAUUUUCAGUUGAGUGCAGAUGCUUGUAGAAGCCAAGUGUGCUGGGAAUGGAGUAUUCUCUAGUCCUCAGUAAGAUCAGUAUGCAUUUUAAAUCACUGGGCGACCUGUCUAGACCCAAGACACAGGUUUCCUGUUCUCCUUAAGCCUAGCUUUCUGUAUUUUGUCACCCUGUAGUUACUGUGAGUAACGGCAAUGGCCCCUUACACUGAAGACAGUUCUCUCUAAGGACCGCAUUCCAGGCCCUGUGGCAGUGGGUUUAAUAGUCACUUGGCAUGAUUUGAAAUAACAAGCAGUCAAUGUUAUUCUUAUCUAUACUUAAAUUUAUUUCUUUCUGUUUCUCGUUUUCGAGUCAGGGUUCCUCUUUGUAGCCCUAGCUGUUUUGGACUCAAUUUGUAGACCAGGCUCGUCUUGGAUUCAGAAAUUCCAGGGCCCUGUUUCCAGAAUGCUGGAAUUAAAGGCAUGCACCACCACACCCAGCUUACAAUUAAACUUCUAUGUUUUAAAAAAAGUACCUGUUAUGUGCCUUCCAUAAAUGCAUCCGGUAAAUGGAGAAAUAAACUGAGACAAAAGCUGUUUGGGGUUAUAUAGAGGAGGAAAAAUAAUAUUAGUAUAUUUGUUAUUCAACUAACUCUAAAUGAAUAAAUUUACAUUUUUUAAUAAA